This is a messenger RNA of Aplysia californica (California sea hare), 649 nucleotides long. RefSeq lists its product as uncharacterized. The transcript has 3 exons. NCBI's taxonomy places the organism in Eukaryota, Metazoa, Mollusca, Gastropoda, Aplysiida, Aplysiidae. The record is from RefSeq and is a predicted model, not a curated record. Bases 176 to 649 code for a protein of 157 amino acids.
GCUCACUUUUGGUGUUGGUCAAGAUUUCUGGAAACCCCCGAGAUCUGGGUUAGUCUGCUCGUCCUUAAGAGCGACCAAAUUGAGAAACUGCAAUUUUUUUUAAUUUAAAAAAUGUUGAUUUGGUUUUCAACAUUUGUCCCUCUGCCUUCCCCAGCGCCGAGUGGACAUUCUGAAGAUGGACGUGGAAGGUUACGAGUUGGAGUCUCUCCUUGCCGCGCUCAACGACGGAAGUUUGGACGACGUGAGACAGCUCAACUUUGAGUCGCACGUCUCCUGGGGCAACACAGACCCCACCAAGGCUGAGUACAUCAAGUUCCUGGGAUUGCUCCGCAAGGUGUACGAGAAAGGUUUCCGGAUCUACCUGACCCACAGGAACUACAUGUACAGCAGCUUCCUCAGCAGGCUCACCGCCGGCAAGAAGAGGGUGAAAUGUCACGAGGUACACACCGUCAACAUCAACCACAUCAACCCGGGAUGGCGGGAGAAACAGCAGCAACAGCAGCUCACCUGGCGCAGAGAGACGGCGCUCAACCAGCAGCAACAGCACUUGGGCUGGACAAACAGCUGUUGGAUCUUCAAGUCACCGGCGCGCGGAGAUGACAACAUUGAAUGUUUCAAUCUUGUGGCCCCUCUCACAACGUCACUGUGA